GAUCCGCCGACAGGCAGGAAACCAGAAGAUGCUGCGCCUGCUCGCUGCAGAACAAGCUCGACGCAGUUCCGCUCCUCUCACCGUCCUGUAGCGGAGUUCAGCACCAAACUAGCUCUAAUGACCGCUUUAUUCACGCCCGCCAGCAUGUACCGUAUCUGCUAAUGACGACGAGACAGAAAAGCCGGCAUUGUUGACCCACGAAGGCUGCUUUUCCGUCCUCUUUAGUCAUCUGCUGCUGUUCUGUUGUAGCCAUGAGGGUUCCCAAAGUCCAGAGCUGUCUGGGUCCGAAGGUUUACCCCGAGGUGCCGGACGGCGGUUGGGGCUGGGCCGUGGCUGCCGCCUUCUUCCUGGUGGAGGCCUGCACCUACGGGGUGAUCAAGACGCUGGGCGUCUUCCUGCAGGACCUCAUGGAAGACUUCGGGGAGAGCAACAGCCGAGUGUCGUGGGUCAUUUCCAUCUGUGCCUUCGUCAUGACCUUCACCGCCCCCCUGGCCACGAUGCUGAGCAACCGCUUCGGCUAUCGUCCAGUGGUCAUGAUGGGAGGCUUCCUCAUGAGCCUGGGAACCAUCACCUCGGCCUUCGCCAACUCCAUCAACGACAUGUACAUCACCCUUGGAAUUAUCUCAGGUCUCGGCCAUUGCCUCUCCUUCCUCCCCACCGUCACCAUUCUAGCCCAGUACUUCUCCCGACGGCGAGCCCUCGUCACCUCCAUUGCUUCCACGGGGGAAUCUUUCGCAGUGUUUGCGUUUGCUCCAGCCUUCACCAGACUGAAGGAAGACAUCGGCUGGCGCUACUGUCUUGUGGUUAUCGGUGUCAUUCAGGCGUCUGUGAUGGCCUGUGGGCUCCUCCUUUGCCCAAUCCUGAUUGAACCGGAGCCCGUGAAGGGGGACCACGAAUCAGACGGCCUCUCUCAGGUGCAGAGUGCUUACGAGCUGGAGAACGAACAAACCCGGACCUCCCUGGAUUCAGCAAUGUCCCGCGGCUCGGAAGACUCCGGCGUCACGUCCCUCACUGCCUCAGACGAAGACGUGAGGGCAGCAGAAGCAAAAGCCCAGGCUCUGACGGACAAAGGAAGCGAAGCCUCAUCAGAGUCCAGAUCGGCCGGGUCAGUCCCAGAGGAGGAAAAGGAACCAGCAGAGGGAGAGGCAGGUCCUCUCCGGCCCUCCAGACCCAAACUCCUGGACUUCUCCGUGCUGAAAGACGGCACCUUCAUCUGCUACUCCCUGUUCGGCCUGUUCGCCACCCUGGGCUUCUUCGCCCCGCAGCUCUACGUCAUCGAGCUGAGCAAGAGCCGCGGCGUGCCGGCCAGCCUGGCCUCCUGCACGCUGUCUGUGAUGGCCGUGGCCGACAUCCUGGGCCGCCUGUUCAUCGGGCUGCUGCUGAACAAGGUGACGUGCAGGAAGACGCUGGUGCUGCUGUGGUGCGUGGUGGCGCUGUGCCUGGUUCUGGUGGCCUUCACUGUGGUGUGGGAGUUCUGGGGCCUGGUGGUCUGCUGCGCCCUCUACGGCUUCUUCAUGGGCACCGUGGGCUCCACUCACAUCCCGCUGUUGGCGGAGGAGGACGUGGUGGGAAUCCACAGGAUGUCCACCUGCGUGGGCGUCUACGUCUUCAUCCAGAGCUUCGCCGGGCUGGCCGGGCCGCCCCUGGGAGGUGUAUUGGUGGACGUCACCCACAACUACGGUGCAGCUUUCUAUUCGUGUGCUGCUGGAAUGGGCGUCAGCGCCGUGUGCCUGGCUCUGGUGGGCCGGGCCAGGUCUGGGAUGUGUCGGAGGAAGAGUGGGAGCGGAGAGGAACGCAGGAACGCCGAGGAGCAGGAGAGGCUUUCACAGGACAGUGCCCUCUCGGAGUUUCUGGAGGUGGACUUUGCCCUGAAGGACAGUCACACCGGUCAGGGACAGGAUCAGGGUCAGGGUCAGGGUCAGGGAGAGGGUCAGGAUCAGGGUCAGGGUCAGGGUCAGGAUCAAGGUCAGAGUCAGGAUCAGGGAUCAGACCAGGAUCAGAGUCAGGAUGAGGGUCAGGGACAAGAUCAGGGUCAGGGGGUCCCCUCUGUCCUCUGAGCCGGACCUCACAGCCCACAUGGGAACGUUCAAGUCCAUAACGCUGCAACGAGCCGCCGUGUCGGAGACAUCAGCUGCUGCUCCAUCCGUAUCUCUUCCUUUCAAACAAACUUUUUUCACAAGGACCAAACCUUUCCCUGUAGACCAAAGGCACGUCCGCGCAGUGCACAGGUGUGUGUUCCCGUGGCUGAAACCUGCUUCUAACCUGCUGAGGGGGAGAGGGAGAAGCAUGAGCAUCUGCUCUUCUAGCUUUAUCUCCUGUUUUCAGAAAGUGACCCAUUUUUUUUAAGGUCUUAAUUUAGGGGUGCUUUCAGACCUGUGGCCCGUUGGUUUUGUUCCGAUUCAGGGGCUAAAUCGAUACAGUUGUUUCGUUUUUCGUUUGUGGCGUUUGUGUUCACAAGGCAACCGUCUGUAGCGGUUCAAAGCUGUUAACAAAUGCCAUGAGAACCAACUCUUCUCUCAUUGGUCAGAACUGAACGCGGAAGGAGUUUCCUCUUCCGUACCCCGAGAAAAACAACAAUGGUUAUAACCCCUUUCACAUAGAAGGCGCAAAGUGCAGACCACCUACCCGACCCAUCCUACCCGGCGGUGGGCGCGGCACAAACCGCGCUCUAUGUGAAAGCAGUUUAUGAGUGAGUUGUGUGGGUUGCUGUGUGGAUUCUGUUCUCACUGCAAACGAACCGCUCCAGGUCUGGAAUGGAAGCGAGCCGAGACCACCUCUCCUAGGAGAUCUCGGCUCACUUGUUUUGUCCCGCAUCCGAGCGCGAUUGCUGUGUUCACAUGUACCAAACCAACCGAUCUUUAGGGGGAAACGCUCCCUGUUCCGGAACAACUGCUCCAAACGGGACAGGUGUGAAAGCACCCUGAAUCUCUGUGGUACGUCUUUGGUCAAACAGCCCGAAGACGACAUGCAGAACAAAAGCUUUCUUUCCGACCGUGUCUAAACGGCUGGAACGGACAGGGUUGUACAAAGAGGGCGGGGCCAGGCGCUUGGCCCCCUUCAGAAAGAACAAGGACUCAUCUUUAAGAUGACUCAGCGGCCGUGUUUGUUGAAGCUGAUCUUCUAGUCAGACGAUGAGCCGCUUCUGGAACAGAACCGGGCAGCUCUGCUUCCCUUUUCUGUCUCAGGAAACAAGCUGCGUCUCAACAGUCACAUGACUGCUGCUCGUUUUAAGGCGGCGUCCCGAUGAAGCCCCGCCUCCUCUCAGUCACUCCUGCACUAAUGCAUUUUGUGGUUGUAUUUUUUUGGACGCAUGCAGAGCUGUGUGCAGGUUUAAACACACAGCUUAUCACUUGAACACUACCAGAACAGUAGACAAUCUUUUUGAACACUCCUGAUGCAUGGAGACGGACAUGGAGACGGACAUGGAGACGGUGCGCCGCUGCUAAACCUGGACAUGAUCUCCGCUCAGACUCGUCUCCUAGAUGUUCUUACGCACAUUCAUGGCAUGAUUCCAGCAGCAAUAGAGGGUAUGCAUUGACAUUACAUUCCCACUGGACCAGCCCCCUUACUCACACUGAGUGGCAAAACAUCAGCAAAAACAGCUGCAACUAGUGGAGAAGACGGGAUAACAGCUGAUUAUGGGCUUAAAUUAAAGGCAGUUGGACUUGACAGUGACCCGUACAGUUACCCCAAGAACCAGUGGUCCAUGGACAUUAAUAUUUGGUACAGUUACCAAGAACCAGUGGUCCAUGGACAUUAAUAUU
This is a messenger RNA of Cololabis saira (Pacific saury), 3764 nucleotides long. RefSeq names its product solute carrier family 16 member 6b (gene slc16a6b). Gene Ontology annotation, biological process: transmembrane transport; monocarboxylic acid transport. Gene Ontology annotation, molecular function: monocarboxylic acid transmembrane transporter activity. The coding region runs from base 252 to 2057 and encodes 601 amino acids. The record is from RefSeq and is a predicted model, not a curated record. NCBI's taxonomy places the organism in Eukaryota, Metazoa, Chordata, Actinopteri, Beloniformes, Belonidae. The transcript has 6 exons.